CUAGCGGAAAGCUGAUUCAACAAGUUCGACUGACGUUUGCCGUCCAGUGGAAACACAGUGUGUCUGGAUGAAAACAGUGGAGGGGAUCUUGAAAGACUUUAUGUGCAGUAUUUAGCUUCCAGGCCAAACCGAGGCACCGAGCUUCGUCCACGGGGCAGGUAGGACUGGUACGCAGAGAUUAAUAUCUUCCCUACAAACUAGAGGAGCUUCUUCUUCGGUGGUGUCAGAGGAGACACGAUGUGGAACUUCAGCCUAUGGGCUCUUCUCCCUCCCGUCUACUCUGUGUGCUCUGCUGCUGGUCUGUGGGCCAUAUAUUUUCUAGCUGUGAAGAAUGAGACAAUAAGACCCCUGGGAUCACAGGCCAAGAGAAGAAAUGGAUCCUUUUAUCCUCCAUACAUUAGUGUUGCCGGAAACUUUCCACCAGUCAGUUGCAUCUUCAGUGAGGUCACGAACCUGGCAGCGUUUGUGGGGUUUAUUAUUGCCGUCCUCAGAUACGUUCAGCUCAGACACAGAAUAGACAAACCAUGGCUGAAUGUUUGUUGUCUCGUGGCGUUCUCUGUUGCCUGCUUUGGAAUGACACUAGUUGGAAACUUCCAGUUGUUCACUAAGGAGAUGAUUCACAACUUGGGCACCUUCUUGGCAUUUGGAGCAGGAACGCUGUUCUGCUGGAUGCAAUCCUACAUCACCCUGAAAGUGAACCUGAACAAUGAGGGGAAGAAGGUUGGAAUCAUUCGCGUCCUGUUGUCUGGAUCCAUCACUGCCUGUGUGAUACUCUAUAUCUGCCUGAUGUCUCAGGGCCUCCACAUGCAUGCAACUCAGUGCCAGUGGUCGCUGGUCAUGUUCUUCUUCAUCUUCCUUGGCACUUUUGCCAUCGAGUUUCGUCACAGCCGCUUCGACAUAGUGUGCACAGACAACUGUCAACGUCCUGUGUGCCUGUCAGAACCCCUGACUGAAAUGUCCACGCCCAACCAGCUGUAGGGAUGUUACACUGGGUCCCGUUCGAAGAUCGACAGGUACAGCUGAACGAGGCAUCUGUUCCAUCCAAACAGCUGUAAAUGUUCAGUUACACUAGCUUUACCACAAGAGACAUGAUCACUGCACAGCGUAUAUUCAUUCAUUCAUUUUCUACCGCUUAGUCCCUGCACGGGGUCACGGGGGGGGGGCCGGAACCAAUCCCGGCCAGCAAUCGGGCGUAUAUGAAUGUUUCAAUCUUACACAUUUUCUACAUGUGUUAAAAGUAUUUUUUAAUACUGUAUGUCACCAAAAGUCAGCUCAGUUAAUCAAUCUGUCUUCUUUGUGUAAAGGUUGUUUUAAUUAGAAAACUGGGUUUAAACUUUUUUAUUAUUAAAAUGUAUAUUUUUGUAACUUUUUAAAUGUUUUCAUUUUGGGGUAACUGAAUCUAUGAGUCUUGGAUUGUAUCUUAAAGUGCAAGUUUGCAUAGCUUACAAUCAUUAUCAAUAAAUAUGUCUAUAAAUGCA
Monopterus albus (swamp eel) is the source of this 1478-nucleotide messenger RNA. RefSeq names its product transmembrane protein 150C (gene tmem150c). The record is from RefSeq and is a predicted model, not a curated record. The coding region runs from base 238 to 978 and encodes 246 amino acids. The transcript has 8 exons. Gene Ontology annotation, cellular component: plasma membrane. NCBI's taxonomy places the organism in Eukaryota, Metazoa, Chordata, Actinopteri, Synbranchiformes, Synbranchidae.